GCUCUGCUGCGGCUGGCGGUGGGACCAGUUAAGAUGUAAGCUGAGAGGCACAGAUUUUCAUUCACCGCUAACGCUAACUAACACCUAAAUACAUACGCUACAAGGUUUCAUACACAAGUUUCUGCGUGUGUGCAAAACAAGGAGCCGGUAGCGAUAGCCUAUUAAGAGCAAUCGCCACCGACGGACGGGCAGCCAUUUUCGCGAAUAUGGCUGGGGAGGUUCGGGAGGCCUGUUGGGGCCGUCGCCUGGAGCGAGCUCAGCCCGGGGGCUGUUUAUCCCUGUCUCGGACGUUUCUCUCUAUCGCUGCCCUGGCAGUCCUGUUACAACUCCCGACCCUCGCCGAAGCGAAAGAAUGUGAAAAGCCCUGCAUGAAUGGAAAGUGCAACGCCGCCACUGGCAACUGCCUGUGCGACCCGGGCUGGGUUGGGGACCAAUGCCAACACUGCGGCGGCCGCUUCAGGUUGUCUGGCUCCUCUGGCUAUCUGUCUGAUGGACCAGGAAACUACAAGUACAAGACCAAAUGCACCUGGCUCAUAGAGGGACAGCCGAACAGUAUACUGCGGUUGCGCUUCAACCACUUUGCCACAGAGUGCAGCUGGGACCACCUGUAUGUCUACGAUGGAGACUCCAUCUACUCCCCACUACUGGCUGCUUUCAGUGGUCUGAUCGUGCCGGAGCGCUAUGGUAAUGAGACGGUUCCUGAGGUGGUGGCCCAGUCAGGAUACGCCCUCCUGCACUUCUUCAGUGACGCAGCGUACAACCUGACAGGCUUCAACAUCUCAUACAGGUUAAACACGUGCCCCAACGACUGCUCGGAGCGAGGUGUGUGUCGGGCGGCCAGUGAGGAGGAGGGCGGCGGUGUGGUGUGCGACUGCGAGGAGGGCUGGAAGGGGGAGGCCUGCGACGUCCCCGCCUGCCCCUCCAACUGCGGACACCCCCACCGCGGCCAGUGCCGCAACCAGACCUGCGCCUGUAAAACCAGCUGGCAGGGGCCUGACUGCUCCAUCCCGGUCCCAGGCAACGUCUCCUAUUGGAUGAGGGAGGAGUUCAGUGGGCGGGACGUGGCGCGGGCCUCCCAUAAGGCCGUGGUGCACGAGGGCGUCAUGUGGGUGGUGGGCGGACACGUCUUCAACUACACGCACUACGACAUGGUCAAGGCGUUUGAUCUGUCCAAUGAGACCUGGCUGAGUCUCAGUCCAUCGGUGAACUCUGUGACCCCCCGCUAUGGCCACUCUCUGGCCAUCUACAAGGACAAGCUGUACAUGUUUGGUGGCAAGAUCGACUCCACGGGCAACGUGUCGUCGGAGCUGUGGGUGUUCCACCUCAGCAACCAGUCCUGGGUCCUGGUGCCGUGGCGGGGCAAGGAGCCCUACGCGGUGGUGGGCCACUCGGCACACACCGUCCACCUCAAGCCAGACGGGUCGGAACCGGUCGUGCUGGCCAUCUUUGGCCACUGCCCCCUCUACGGCUACAUCAGCAAGAUCCAGCAGUACAACAUUCUGAAGAACGAGUGGAGUAUUUUGGAGCCUCGUGGGGCGCUGGUGCAGGGUGGCUAUGGCCACAGCAGUGCCUACGACCCCCACACCCACGCCAUCUACGUCCACGGAGGAUACAAGGCCUUCAGCGCUAACAAAUACGGCCUGGCAGGAGACCUCUACCGCUACGACGUGCUCAGGAACAUGUGGAGCAUCCUGAAGGACAGCGGAUCUUUCCGGUACAUGCACUCGGCCGUCAUCGCCAGCGGGACCAUGCUGGUGUUUGGGGGCAACACGCACAACGACACCAGCAUGAGCCACGGGGCCAAGUGCUUCUCCUCCGACUUCAUGGCCUACGAUCUCGCAUGUGAUGAGUGGUCCGUGUUGCCCAGGCCUGAUCUGCACUAUGAUGUCAACCGCUUUGGCCACUCCGCUGUGUACACCAACAGCAUGAUGUAUGUGUUCGGGGGCUUCAACAGCCUGAUGCUGGGUGACGUGCUGCGCUUCUCUCCGGCGAGCUGCCUGGCGCUGGGCGGCCGCGAGGAGUGCCAGGCGGGCUGGGCGGGCCGGCGCUGCGUCUGGAACGAGACCCUGAAGGCGUGUCUGACCUGGGAGAGCGCCGCCCCUGCACCGCCCCCUCUCAUGCAGCUACUACAGCAUCAGGACGACCUCAACAACACCUGCCCACCCAAGACAUAUGCAGAGAACAGCACGUGUAACCAGUACUCAGACUGCUACAGCUGCACGGAGAACACCAACGGCUGCCAGUGGUGCUCAGACCAGUGUGUGUCCUACAGCAGCAACUGCACUGCUGCUAUGGGUGCUAUCGCAGCGUAUGAGGACUGUCCUAAGGACAACCACUCGUAUGUGUGCAACAAGAAAACCAGCUGUAAGAGCUGUGCAACAGACCAGAACUGCCAAUGGGAGCACAGGAACCAGGAGUGCAUCACCCUACCCGAGAACGUGUGCGGCGAGGGCUGGCACCUGGUGGGCAACUCGUGUCUGCGUCUGGUGGCGGCGAAGGACAACUACGACAACGCCAAGCUGCAGUGCCGCAACCACAACGCCGUGCUGGCCUCGCUCACCUCCAGCAAGAAGGUGCAGUUCGUACUCAAGGAGCUCAAGGACCGAUCGCUCUCGAACAAGGCGGUGUCCCCGUGGGUGGGCCUGCGUAAGAUUAAUGUGUCCUACUGGUGCUGGGAGGACAUGUCCCCCUUCACCAACUCCCUGCUGACGUGGCUGCCGGGCGAGCCCAGCGGGGCGGGCUUCUGUGGCUACCUGGCCGAGCCCACCUCCUACGGCCUGCGAGCAGCCAACUGCAUCAGCCCCGUCAACGGCAGCCUGUGCGAACGCCCAGCGAACCAGAGUGCGAAGGCGUGCCGCACGCCGUGUGCGCUGCGCUCCACGUGUGGCGAGUGCACCAGCAGCACGUCCGAGUGCAUGUGGUGCAGCAGCAUGGGCCAGUGUGUGGACUCCAACGCAUACGUGGCCUCCUUCCCCUACGGACAGUGCAUGGAGUGGUACACACACAACAGCUGCCCACCGGAGAACUGCUCUGGGUACCGCACCUGUGGCCUGUGUCUGGAGCAGCCCGGCUGUGGCUGGUGCACGCACCCCAACAACACGGGCCGGGGCCAGUGCGUGGAGGGCUCGUACCGGGGCCCCAUGCAGACCCUGCUGCCGGCCCCCUCCUCCUCCAGCCCGAGCCCGGCCCCCUCCUCCGCGGGGCCCUCUUCCUCCUCCUCCUCCUCCUCCUCCUCCUCCUCCCUGGGGGUCCUGGGGGUUCGUGCCCUCCCCAUGCCCCCCGUCAUCAACGCCUCCAUGUGCCCGCUGGACAUCCACUACAACUGGUCCUUCAUACAGUGCCCAGCGUGCCAGUGUAACGGCCACAGCCAGUGUGUGAACGAGAGUGUGUGUGAGCGCUGUGAGGACCUGACCACGGGCCGCCACUGUGAGAGCUGCAUCGCCGGAUACUACGGAGACCCCACCAACGGAGGAUCCUGCCAACCCUGUAAGUGUAACGGCCAUGCCAGCAUGUGCAACCCGGCCAACGGCAAGUGUCACUGCACCACCAAAGGCAUCAAAGGAGACCGCUGCAACCAGUGUGAAGUUGAGAACCGUUACCAAGGCAACCCCCUGAAGGGCACAUGCUAUUAUACUCUCCUGAUUGAUUACCAGUUCACCUUCAGCCUGUCACAGGAGGAUGACCGCUACUACACCGCCAUCAACUUUGUGGUCACCCCUGAUGAGCAAAAUCGGGAUCUGGACAUGUUCAUCAACGCCUCCAAGAACUUCAACCUCAACAUCACCUGGGGCACCAGCUUUGCAGCUGGUACGCAGGCGGGGGAGGAGGUGCCCAUCGUGUCCCGUAGCCACCUGAAGGAGUUCAAGGACAGCUUCUCCAACGAGAAGUUUGACUUCCGCAGCAACCCCAACAUCACCUUCUUCGUCUACGUCAGCAACUUCACCUGGCCCAUCAAGAUCCAGAUUGCCUUCUCUCAGCACAAUAACUUCAUGGAUCUAGUGCAGUUCUUCGUCACCUUUUUCAGUUGUUUCCUGUCGUUGCUGCUGGUGGCUGCUGUGGUGUGGAAGAUCAAGCAGAGCUGCUGGGCGUCACGGCGACGGGAGCAACUCCUUCGUGAGAUGCAGCAGAUGGCCAGUCGACCCUUCGCCACUGUCAGCGUCGCCCUGGAAACGGAUGAGGAGCCGCCAGACCUGAUUGGUGGAAAUGUAAGGAGCGUCCCAAAGCCCAUCGCUCUGGAGCCUUGCUACGGUAACAAGGCAGCCGUCCUGUCAAUCUUCAUCCGGUUACCGCGGGGAUCCGGAGGACUCCCGCCCCCUGGCCAGUCAGGUGUGGCUGUGGGCAGUGCUCUGGUGGACAUCUCUCAGCAGAUGUGUCUGGGCUACAAGGAGAAGUCGGGGGGCAUGCGGAGCCGCAAGCAGCAGCCUCUAGCGCAGCCCGCCACCUGUAUCUGACCCCACGGCACUGUAACCCCCCCCCCAACCAGAGAUGAACUUUGACCCCAUGAUAAAAACACCAACCCCCUCCUGCACAUGGACACACACACACACACACACACACACACACACACACACACAAACACCCUCCAAACAACCCCCUUCCUUCAACCCCUUUACCCCCCAGGACUGAGCCACACCACGCCACGCGGGGAGGGGCUGAAGCAUUAUGGGGGGCCUGGGGUAAAUAAAAACAACGCAGCAAGCAGCAUGGGGGGUUGGGGCCGCGGCUUCAUAAGCUUGCUGUAAGCGCUAUGGACAACUAGGCACAACAAUAUAGACAAGACAGAGUGGCGCACAGCAGAGGAAUGGAGAGACUUACUAGAUGGACUAGUGGACAUUUGGAUGGAGGGCUGGAUAGAUGGACGGACGGAUGGAUGGAUGGAGUAGAGAAAAGUUGUAGAGAAAGUCAUCCUCUGCGGCUUGUAGUUGACGCCAUCCUCAACGGACUUGUUACACAAAGGAUUUCCUCCUUCCCGGACUUCCGCCAACAUCUCAGCGUAAUUUAUUGAUAUUAAUUGCCGUUUUUACAUUGUUUUGUUUUUAUGUUCGUUUCUUUUUUUGCAUCAUGUUUUUUUUGUUUUUUUGUUUGUUUUUCUGUCUCAACAAGUCAGCAGCUCAAGUCAGCGCCAUUUUCUACAGUGCUCUCGUUACCAUGAUAACCAGUAGCCACCUAUGAUUGCGAUGACCAACUAUUAGUUAGCGAUCAGUACGUAACGCUAGUGAUGCUAAUAGUUAGCGUUAGCAAUGCUAACGGUUACCCGAUGCACUGCGCUCUCUAGCUCUCUCUCUCUCUGUAGGGCCACUUCUGUGUCUGUGAUGGAUCAAUUACAAUGUUCCACCUGAAGUGUGCAGCAAUUGCUGCCAUUGUCCUGCAGAGAGUGUUGACGGCAAAAUAGCAGGCUGCUAUGCUAGCAUAUGUAGCCUCGUAGUCUCUGAGAGGUGUAGUGUUCUGAUGUGUGUUUUUUGGGACAAAAGACUGCACUGGGUUCCACAUGAAUCAUGGGUCACUCAAGCAUGUGUGUCUGUGUGUGUCUGUGUGCGUCUGUGUGUCUGUGCAUAUAAAUGCCUUAGCCUUCAUUCAUGUUUGUGUGUGUGCAUACAAGUUACAAGUCUGGUUAUGAAUAUGUGUGGAAUGGUCUUUUGAAAAGCGCCCGUGCGGGUAUGUUCAAUGCAUAUAAACAUCCCCCACCACCCUAUUUAUCAAGCUCUCGAUGCCAGUCUCCCUUGAUAACCUUUUUGGCAUUUCUAAGUGCACAAUAGCAAACCCAAAGUGCAUAUCAGAGAGCUGGCUUUCACUUCCCACCAGACUUUUCUGGGGACAAUUUGUCAGUUUUUCAAAUAGACUUUUCCCCCCAUGUCACACAAGAUAGCGUUGUUGUCAGGAUUUGUAUGGAAACAUCCCUUAGAGUAAAGCGAGAGACAGACAGAGAGAGAGGGAAAGCAUUGCAGUAAUUUACCAAUUUCGAACAUAAUCUGGUGUCUAUUCAGCUGCUAGUUUAGCCCUUUUCUCUCCUUAUCUAAGAUCAGUGUUAUUCUUCAGUAGCCUUUUCCUCAUGCUGGAUAGGAAGAUGGGUGAAUGGAGCCAUGCAGCGUAGACAGACGGGAGAAAGAGAACCUGACCAAUAGACGGCUGGCAAGGAGAAAAAUAAGCGCCCAACUGCACUUAUUUUGUGGAAAAGGUUUUCAAAAUGCCAGAAAGUCUUUUUAGGUCACUGAUGUGAGACGGGAACGUACAGAGCGCACGUGCGCCACACACACACACACACACACACACACACACACACACACACACACACACACACACACACACACACACACACACACACACACACACACACGCACUCAGGAAGAAAAUAAAAUAAGUGCACACAUAUAAACAACUUGGUACUUAUCUUCACAUGUUUAAAUCUAUACUUACACUCGUGAUUCUGACAUGAAAAUGCCUAUUAUACCCAAGGAUAUAUAUGCCCUAUAACCUCUGUCUGCACCUUACAUUCUCAUGUCCUUUUAUGUGUAUGUAUGUGUGUUUGGGUGCUUGUAUGUGUCUAUGUGCACACAAGCACGCCUGUGUAAGUGUGUGUGUGUGUUCGUGUGUGUUAGUGUCUGUCUGUCUGCCUGUCUGGAUGGAUGCGUGUGUAUUUGUGUAGACCCAUGAGAUGGAACACACAACUACACACGCACCCAGACACAGAGACACACACUUACACAGGCAUGCGUGUGUGUACAUACACACACACACACACUCCUGUGUAAGUGUGUGUGUCUGUGUCUGUCUGUGUCUAGGUGCGUGUGUAGUUGUGUGUCCCCAAUAAUCCCUAUGGCCUAGAGGGGUGAUACAGAGUGUGCAAAGGUUACGGUCUGAUUUACUAACGGAUCUGACAUUCUGUGUAAAGGACCAAAGAGGGGGCCAUCGAGGCUGGGUGCCAUCUAGCCAACUGUGUCAUUUCAGAAAACCCAGCUGGAAUGUGUGUGCCUGUGUGUGUGUGUGUGUGUCUGUGUCUGUCUGUCUGUCUGUCUGUCUGUCUGUCUGUCUGUGUCUGACUGACUGACUGACUGACUGACUGACUGACUGACUGACUGCGUAUGUCUGUUUUGUAUGUCUUGAGGCGUCUGUGUCCGUUGAUGUGUGCAUGUACUCGAUUAAGUAAACAUGAAUUAGUUAACCAGUGAGUGCAUUAUUCUAGUGUAAGCCAAGCAAGCAGAUGAGAGUGUGGUUCAUCGCAGUGCGCGUGAGUGACACAUGAUUCAUGUGAUGCAGCUGGAGGGUCUGCGGGUUACCUCAGCAGGUGAUGAUGCUCAGACAGGAUGUGAUGUCUUAGGCACAGGAAGGCAUGAGUCAUCCAUGUGGCCUCCCGCUGGGGACUGUCCUUAAGUUGCUAUGGCGACGAGAGGCUCUAUUGAGUCAUAAAGGUCUAAGCAGAAGUAUGUGUGUAUGUAUGUAUUUACGAAGAGCCCGGGCAGAGCAGGUGGUCAACAAGUUUUUUUUUUCCCCUCUCUUAAGUACAAUCUUGGUACAAUAUUAUGUGGUUAAAUUUAGCACCAGGUUGACAUUUUAUACACAAACGUCCUUACAAACAUGUACACACACACACACACACACACACACACACACACACACACACACACACACACACACACACACACACACACACACACACACACACACACACACUCUCACACACUCCUGUCUCCUGUGGUGACUGAACACCAUUGAGGCAGUUCAUCAUUACACUCGGGUUCCGAACACACACACACACACACACACACACACACACACACACACGCACACACACACACACAUGCAUGAACAACAACAGGUCAGAGCACUGCUUCACCCGACGAGAUGUUCAGGAAACUGCAAUUUACCCACCCAUCAUGCUGUUUACCAUCACCCACAAUGCAGUGCGUCUCCUGAGGCCUCAAAGCCCCCGCGCCCCCCCUCCACCCUUUGUAUAGUCUGUGUAGAUAUUGAAUGGAUAGGAUAUGUGAAUAUGUAUAAUUUAGCAGCCACAAUGCUAGUGGUAUCUGUACAUACUGAGACUGUGAUGUGAAUGAGAUCGAAUUAUGCACACAUGAGGUUGCAAACAAGUCGAGCUCGUAGCAGCUUUUUAUAUUUUUUCGAGUACAGCAACAACAAAAAAACAGUUUAGGUGGAUGAAAUAUUGUGACGAAUUACUGCAAAAGAUGAAAAAUAAUAUGAACACACACUCAAAAAAACAAAAAACCUGAGGAUUAUAACUGACCUUGUAAUUAUGAAUGUACAUACAGAAUGAUAUAAAACAUUUUUUGUCUAUAAUUAAAUGUUAAAAAGGA
Engraulis encrasicolus (European anchovy) is the source of this 8309-nucleotide messenger RNA. It is a transcript of the gene atrn, whose product is annotated as attractin. The record is from RefSeq and is a predicted model, not a curated record. NCBI's taxonomy places the organism in Eukaryota, Metazoa, Chordata, Actinopteri, Clupeiformes, Engraulidae. Gene Ontology annotation, molecular function: protein binding. The coding region runs from base 207 to 4451 and encodes 1414 amino acids. Gene Ontology annotation, cellular component: Golgi apparatus. The transcript has 29 exons.